This is a messenger RNA of Phragmites australis (common reed), 1389 nucleotides long. Its product is annotated as eukaryotic translation initiation factor 3 subunit H-like. The transcript has 12 exons. Bases 153 to 1184 code for a protein of 343 amino acids. Gene Ontology annotation, molecular function: protein binding; translation initiation factor activity; metallopeptidase activity. NCBI's taxonomy places the organism in Eukaryota, Viridiplantae, Streptophyta, Magnoliopsida, Poales, Poaceae. Gene Ontology annotation, cellular component: eukaryotic translation initiation factor 3 complex; eukaryotic 43S preinitiation complex; cytosol. The record is from RefSeq and is a predicted model, not a curated record.
UGGAGCACAUCCGCGCCGCACAUCAAGAAAACCCUAGCCCCCCUCCGCUCUUCUUCCACCCCUGCCUCGCGCCGGCUUGCAAGAGCGCACGCAUCCUCCUGCCUGCGCGCACGCCGCCGCCGCCGCCGUCGAGCAUCCAGCACCGAGUAGCCAUGGCGAAUCCAGCGGCGCCGGGAGGAAUGAGGUCGUUCCUGCAGGCCGUGUCGACGGUCACCGAGGAGGCGCCGACGCCGCUCCGCAUCGUCCAGAUGGAAGGCCUGGCCGUCCUGAAGAUCAUUAAGCACUGUGAGGAGUUUGCGCCUGCUCUGGUUACAGGUCAACUGCUUGGUUUGGACGUUGGAAGUGUUCUGGAAGUGACCAACUGUUUUCCUUUCCCUAUCAGAGAAGAUGACGACGAAGCAGAUGCAGAUGGCGCGAAUUACCAGCUUGAGAUGAUGAGAUGCUUGAGGGAAGUUAAUGUUGACAACAACACUAUUGGAUGGUAUCAAUCCUGCUUGCUUGGAUCUUUUCAAACUGUGGAACUGAUUGAAACAUUUAUGAACUAUCAGGAGAAUAUCAGGAGAUGCGUGUGCAUCGUUUAUGACCCAUCUAGGUCAAGGCAAGGAGUUCUAGCUCUCAAAGCCCUGAAACUCACUGACUCAUUUAUGGAUCUUUACCGGAACAAUGGUUUAACUGGAGAGAAGUUAAGAGAAAAGAAAUUGUCAUGGGUUGAUAUUUUUGAAGAGAUACCGAUUAAAGUUUCCAACUCAGCGCUUGUCAGUGCCUUCAUGAAGGAGCUGGAGCCUGAGUCACCUGUUUCACAGUGUGACUUUGACAGACUUAAAUUGUCAACUGCUCCAUUUAUGGAAAGGAACCUGGAAUUUCUGAUUGGGUGCAUGGAUGAUCUUUCAUCAGAUCAGAACAAGUUCCAAUAUUAUUACCGCAAUCUCUCAAGACAACAGUCACAGCAGCAGGCAUGGCUUCAAAAGAGAAGGCAAGAGAACAUGGCGAGAAAAGCUGCUGGCGAGGAGCCAUUGCCAGAAGAAGAUCCGUCCAAUCCUAUCUUUAAGCCAAUUCCUGAGCCAUCACGAUUGGAGGGUUAUCUUGUAACCAAUCAGAUCUCCAGUUACUGCAACCAUAUUAAUGGGGUUGCUGGUCAGAAUUUCGACAGGCUAUACUUGAUGAAGGCGUUUCAUGAGGAUUAGAUGAUUGGGUUAAGAGUGGAAGCUGUUGUUAGUUAACACUGUUUUAAAGUCUCAAUUUUGCGAUGUACCUUGUAUGAGUGUGCCGAUCGGCUACUUUUGCAUUCUUCUAAGAACACCAGAUAGUUACAUUGCAGUGGAAUGUGCACCAUAACAUUAUACCAUUUGUAUCCGCACUGAUUUUAUAUUGCUAGUUCGUAUUAUUGCA